AUGCUCGACUUGAACACACUUGAUGGAUCGACUUGGGAUGUCGUGAUAUCGGGCACUGGCCUUCCCCAGGCUUUACUGGCACUUGCCUUGUCACGAUCCGGCAAGAAGAUCCUCCAUAUAGACAAGAAUGACUAUUAUGGCGGCUCUGAAGCUGCAUUUAGCCUGCAGGAAGCAGAAGAAUGGGUGAAAAAGAUUAAUGAGGUGCCUAAAUCUAUGCCCUUCGAAUCUGCAUCCAUAUCACGGCCUGCUGUUUCGGAUGGUGAAGGGAACCAACUAUCGUUCUCACGUGCAUAUACACUAUCUCUAUCGCCUCAGCUGCUAUUUUCUCAGUCCAGGUUUCUCCCGUCAUUGGUAUCCUCACGGGUCUAUCGUCAGCUCGAGUUUCAGGCUGUAGGGAGUUGGUGGGUAUAUCAGCACGGCACUGGUUCCGAAACCGACUCCCAGCCAGCUACACUACGGCGCGUACCUAGCAGCCGCGAAGAUGUGUUUACUGAUGAGACCAUGAGCAUGAAAUCGAAGCGGUCUUUAAUGAAGCUUCUCAGACAACUCAUGCAACAGGGUAAUGACCAGGAUACUGAGAUAGGGCCAGAGGUAGACCCAAACAUGCAGUUUCAGGACCUGCUAGAGACCAAAUAUCGCAUUCCCAGCGAUUUGUUCGAUCCGCUGCUCUCGCUUUCUCUUUCAUUCAAGAGUAUUGACACAACCAAUGCUGUGGACGCUAUUCCAAAUAUCAAAAGGCAUCUUGCCUCCAUUGGGGUAUUUGGUCCUGGUUUCGGUGCCGUUCUUGCUAAAUGGGGAGGUGGAGCAGAGUUUUCCCAGGCUGCUUGCCGUGCCUGUGCUGUUGGCGGUGGUAUCUAUGCCCUUGGUAGGGAAAUCAAGGAUGUGGAUGUGAUAACUGAGGGAAGCGAAGGCGAGAAUCUGCAUAUUUACCUCACGGACGACGAGUCUGUAAAAAGUAGAUAUGUCGUUGGAUCCAGAUGGGAUAUCCCGGAACAGAUACAACGCGAAAGGGUACAUCCCUAUUCCCGCCUUAUGCGAGCUAUUAUGGUUGUCAAUUCUUCAUUGGAGAUGCUCUUUCCACCGACAUCAGAAAACGGACCCAUACCAGCUGGCGCAGUUGUUACUAUCCCAUCAGCAAUGUCUGACCCUCCUACAUAUCUCUUGGUACACUCAAGUGAUACUGGAGAAUGCCCUGCUAACCAAUGUAUAAUUUAUGGCUAUGUCCUGCUGCCCGCUGAAAGAGGUCAGGCUGUCCUUCAAAGCGCAGUGGACAACCUUUUGAAAUCUUUAGAUGCGAAAGCAAAGGUAAUUUGGUGCGCUUAUUUCACCCAACUGGUGCGCCCAGAGCUUGAAAGUGGCGCAGAUGAGAACCUAAGAGGGUCGCACGAUAACAUCUUCUCUUUCCCGGCCCCGGCACUUGACUUAGCCUUUGACGAUGGUUUAAUCGAUCAGGUUAAGCAGGUAUGGAAAGUCAUAAUGGCUGAUGAAGCUGAUGAAGAUAACUUCUUGAAAUUUGAUGAUCGAGAAGGUAUGAUUGACGAAGAGGAAGUAAGUGAGGCUAUGUAACUGUUUGAAUGUUACAAAUACCCUAAUAUACAUCCUGAAAUAUUAUUUAAGAUAAUAUAAAGUCCAUCAGAU
This is a messenger RNA of Nannizzia gypsea CBS 118893, 1638 nucleotides long. RefSeq lists its product as hypothetical. Lineage: Eukaryota; Fungi; Ascomycota; Eurotiomycetes; Onygenales; Arthrodermataceae. Gene Ontology annotation, cellular component: cytosol; nucleus; cytoplasm. Gene Ontology annotation, biological process: protein geranylgeranylation; small GTPase-mediated signal transduction; vesicle-mediated transport. The transcript has 4 exons. Bases 1 to 1566 code for a protein of 521 amino acids. The record is from RefSeq and is a predicted model, not a curated record. Gene Ontology annotation, molecular function: GDP-dissociation inhibitor activity.